AUGCGCCUCCUCAAUACGCAAACCAUCGUGGUCGAGUCAUUCGACGAUGACAAAAUCCCUUCGUACGCCAUUCUGUCCCACACCUGGGAGGCAGAGGAGGUCACUUUCCAGGACAUGGAGCCUGGUAGGGCGACAAGCAAAAAAGGUUGGGCAAAGGUCAAGGACAGUUGCUCUAUGGCCCGCAAGAAUGGAUUCGACUACGUCUGGCUGGACACUUGCUGCAUCGACAAGACCAGCAGCGCCGAGUUGUCCGAGGCCAUCAACUCUAUGUACCACUGGUACCAGGAAGCCACAGUGUGCUACGCCUUUCUUGCAGAUGUCUCCGAUUUAGCUGGGCUCCCCAAAAGCAAGUGGUUCACUAGAGGGUGGACGUUGCAAGAGCUGAUUGCCCCCUCGUCAAUGAUUUUCCUCAGCCAGACAUGGGAAGAGCUAGGCACCAAAGCAACACUUGAUCAAGUCAUAUCAGAACGCACUAGAAUACCCAAAGCCAUCCUUUCGGGGGACCAAGAUCUAGAGGCCGCCAGUGUUGCCCAGAGAAUGUCAUGGGCAGCAGAUCGAAGGACCACAAGGAGAGAAGACCUUGCCUAUUGUCUGAUGGGAAUCUUCGGCAUCAACAUGCCACUGCUUUAUGGGGAGGGAGAAAGGGCCUUUAUCAGGCUCCAAGAGGAAAUCAUGAGAGUCUCAGACGAUCACAGUCUCUUCGCAUGGAAGUAUCCAAACGGUCGUGGCGGGCUUCUCGCUGUUAGCCCAGCUGCAUUCAAAGACUCUGGCAACAUCAUUCCCUGGAAUCCCUUCAUGCCGUACAACAGUCCCUUCACCCUUACGAACAAGGGAGUCCACCUGGACCUUCCCUUCAUUGGCUUGGGUGAUAGGGGCACCGGCCUUGCUGUCCUCUCCUGCACCGAGGUUGGCGAUCCGGACAAACUGGUUGCGAUCUAUCUGCGGGACUCAUUUCUGACGAUGGAACAUUUUGAGAGAUGCAAGAGCGAACAAUUCGACCUGAUCAACCUGAAAAAAUUCAGACCUGCGCAAUAUCCAACCAGAAGCUUGUGCAUCAGGUUGCGAGGUCGGAGUCAACGACCCAAAGGGGCUUUAGACGAGAAGGCUCAAGAUGAUCGAUCGCGAUUAGCUGGCAAAUAG
Messenger RNA from Fusarium keratoplasticum, 1140 nucleotides. Its product is annotated as HET domain-containing protein. The transcript has a single exon. The coding region runs from base 1 to 1140 and encodes 379 amino acids. Lineage: Eukaryota; Fungi; Ascomycota; Sordariomycetes; Hypocreales; Nectriaceae. The record is from RefSeq and is a predicted model, not a curated record.